Messenger RNA from Durio zibethinus, 546 nucleotides. Lineage: Eukaryota; Viridiplantae; Streptophyta; Magnoliopsida; Malvales; Malvaceae. The record is from RefSeq and is a predicted model, not a curated record.
GAUGAUUAGAUGACAUAUGGUUUAUCAGAUCCGGAGAUUUUCGCGAGAAAGGGACAGAAAAAAGAAAAAAAAAAAAAAGCUUUCUAGACGGAAAGCAAAGAGAAUAAUUCGCCUGAAAUUUUCCUAAGCUUUCUCGCUGCAAUCGUCUUCGGCUACCUGAUCUCUCGGUCAUCAUGACAACAUCAAGGCGCCUUGCGGACAGGAAGGUGGAGAAGUUCGAGAUGAAUAUAACAAAGAGAGGAGCUGUGCCUGAAACAUCCACAAAGAAGGGAAAGGAUUAUCCGGUUGGCCCUGUGCUGCUUGGGUUCUUCAUAUUCGUUGUCAUUGGAUCAUCUCUCUUCCAGAUUAUCAGGACAGCGACCAGUGGAGGCAUGGCAUAAGUCUGCAUAAUCCAUGUUAAGAAAUUGCAGAUGAGACUUGUCUUUCAUGCCCUUUUUCUGUUAGUUUUGUAGGGAACUGAUGAUAUAUUUACUACACAUGCUUACUCGUGUUGUGAAGUAUUCAGAAUUUAAAUGAGACCUCCCCUUCUUGCCUCCUCCUAUUUUA